UUUUUAUGGUGCGCUGCCCUCUACCGGAUCAUUGCCCCCCUCCAAAGGAGAGGCAAAUUAAAUGGAAGCAGUGAAGCUCAGAAUAUACGCGCAGCCAAACGAGUUUUUAGUACCAAACCACGAAGCUUUUCUCACCAGAGGAAACGACCCGCCAAUACCUUUGACUAAAUUGAGACCAAUCAAACCUUCCCACGUGGCGUCCCCCAUACGGGUAUGAGAAAGCCGCUGGCGAAUCCCGAGCUGCCAGCGUAAUCCCCACAGUAAGGGCUCAGUACCUUUCCGACACUUAGAAAACCCCCAAGCUGCUCUAAAAUUCACAAAUGUUGACGUGUCGUUCGCCCGAAGCCCGUCGACAAAUCGUAACAUAGACGGGACGCACCAAUCCACCACUCCACUGCUCGUAAGUCAAAACCACCCAAAAUACGCAUUAAACCCUCCAAACACACCCCAAUUCCCAACUCCACCAGCCUCCAUUAACAACCCCUCGCAAAACCCAUUGCUCCUCCGCCACCGCUUUAUCUGGACCAUGAUCGCCGCGGCCGCCCCAGCUCCCGCGCCGAAACACCGAGCGCCGCGGUGGACGCCGUCACCGGAAGCCACGUUGUCCCUUCCACAGUCGUCGUCCCCGCCGCCGUCGAAGCUCCCGGUUGAUUUCAGUCCUCCUUUAAUAGCUAUGGUCGUGAUCAUCGCCACGGCGUUCGUUAUCAUCACGUACUCUCGGAUAAUCUCGCGGCACUUUGUGAACACACGCCGCCGGUGGCGGCAGUGGCGUAGGCGGCGGCGGCUGAUGCGGUCCUACGUGCCAUCCUCGGCCGGCGACAUCGAGUCCCCUCCCUACAAUGGAUCCCCCUUCGAUCCAACCGACGGUUUCGACGUGUUGUCGCCCUACGGCCUCGACGAAUCCGUCAUCAAGACCAUUCCUCUCUCCGUUCACACCAGGAAGAGCAGCGUUCACGAGUGCGCCGUCUGUCUGCUCGAGUUCGAAGAGAACGACUACGUCCGGACACUUCCGGUGUGUUACCACGCGUUUCACGUCGAUUGCAUCGAUAUAUGGCUCAGGUCGCAUGCGAAUUGUCCGCUCUGCCGCGCCGGAAUAUUCCGGCCGGAGUCUCCGUUUAUUCCGGUGAUGGCGGCGAGGAUCAGGCCGAGCCUGGACGACAUGAUCGUGGAGAGCGCGAUCCUGGAACCGCUGGCAGAAGCACCGCCGGAGUCGGAGACGACGGUCGGAGAGAUCACGCAGGAGCCGUCUCCGAGACAGAACUAUUCGGAGGACCGUUUCAACGGCCGCGAUUUCCUGCUGAAGCGUUCGUACUCGUUCGGAUUCGAACGGAAUAUAGGAUCGGAGAGGAUAGUUCUGGAGCCCGCCACCGCGUCCCCGUGGAGGUACCGGCGAGGAGGAAGCUUCUGGAGCAAGAGGCCGUCGCCUUUCAGCUCGCUAAGCAAACCGCGAGUGUUCUCGUUCCGAUACUGCAGAGGCAUGAAGUCCCCCUUCUUCCGGCGGCGAGGCGGAUUCUUUCCGUUAUCGGAAUCAAGCUCAAGGUACGCGGGCAGCGGAGGCGGCUCGUCGCGGCGGACCAAGUCGAUGGCCAGUCCGAUGUUCAUGCGGUCGUCGGGGACGGCCGCCGGGCUAUUCUCGUCGAGCCGGCUGAGGAGCGGCGAUCCCGAGGCAUUGCUGUCGCCGGAGAGAUUCAGCAGACGGUGAAGACGACGCCAACACGUAGACAUCCGUACAAAAUCCUGACAAACACAGAUAAAUAUAAAAAUUACAUACAUAUAUGUAUAUGUUGUCAUCGGGAAACGUAUGAAUAGCAGUUGGAAAGUGGAGGCGAUUGCCGGUGAUGGGUGGGUGGCCGGAGGAGGAGGUGGCUGAUCUGAUGGGGUCAGGCGCUUUAAUGGAGAAAUUAAUGAGUUGUGCAGUGGGCUGAAUUCUCAAAGCCUCUGUCAUUUAAUGGAGGGUUGUUGUUGGAGAUUGGAUCAGCAUUUAAUGAAAAUUAAACACGCCAAACAGAGUGUGAGUGUGCGAGUGAGUGAGAGAGAGAGAGAGAGUCGAAGAGAGAUCCAUGGAGGCAGAAUCGAAUCCGAAUGCGAAUCCGAAUCAGACUCACACUCAGGUCCCCAAUCUCUCUCCCUCUCUCUCUCUCUCUCUCUCUCAACUUUCUUUCUUCUUCUCUGUUAAUGCAAACGGCUCUAUUUUCCUUUUUUCUAAGGCGGCUCUUCUUCAUUUUGUCGUAUAUUUAAUGGAAAAAAUCGGAUAAUUCUUUUUU
Messenger RNA from Diospyros lotus (date-plum), 2264 nucleotides. Its product is annotated as RING-H2 finger protein ATL65. NCBI's taxonomy places the organism in Eukaryota, Viridiplantae, Streptophyta, Magnoliopsida, Ericales, Ebenaceae. The transcript has a single exon. Gene Ontology annotation, molecular function: transferase activity. The coding region runs from base 527 to 1702 and encodes 391 amino acids. The record is from RefSeq and is a predicted model, not a curated record. Gene Ontology annotation, biological process: protein ubiquitination.